AGGGCGCCAUCGAAACAACGUCAAUCGAAAACUUAACAUUGUGGAACUAUUCAGUUAUACAGUAGUUGGGGAGUAUCGAAAAUAUAGCGGAUGAUUUGAGUCACGUGUUCGAAGGAAAGUUCGGAGUUCGUGAUGUUGAAACGAAAAGAGUUUCAGUAACAUUGUGUUCACAACAAUAAAAAAGAACCUGGACGUGGACUGGGAAUGCUGGUCACGAGUGCGUUACAUUUUUUGCUUAAAAAAAAAUAAGAAAAAGAUGAAAUUUAUGUUCGACCACAAAAAAACCAUAGGGGAAGGUGCCUUUGGUACGGUAUACAAAGGGAAGUUAUGGUAUAGUUCUAGUAUGAUAUUAAAAGGGUACGGAAGUCGUGAAGUGGCAGUAAAAAGAGUUGAACUGCGUCACGUGGACAAAAGAAAAGAAGAAGCAAUGCUUAAGUUAAAUCAUACAAACAUCGUCAGACUUUUUCAAUGUGAAAAGGACAACGACUUUAGGUACUACGUAUUGGAACUAUGUGACGCUUCUUUAUAUCAACUUUUCCUGAAGUCGGAUGAUCCCAAAAAAUACAACGGUCGUAUGCCACGUGAAAUCGAAGUCUUCCAUCAAUUAGCUACGGGCCUGGCAUACAUCCAUUCAAAGAAAUUAAUUCAUAGAGACAUCAAACCGAGCACCAUCCUCAUUAUGCGAAAGCCUGGAAAAUAUGACGAGAUAAUAAUGAAAUGGUCUGAUUUUGGACUGACCAAAUCCAUAAACAAAAAGAGAUAUCAUUUAUGGCCUGGCGUGAGAGAAACCAGUAACUGGUACGCACCCGAAGUGCUGCAAAAACUCAUCGAAGGAGAAAGGGCGGAAAACGAAGAGUUUUCGGGCACAGGCGUCAAGAGCGAUGUGUUUUGCCUCGGCCUCGUCUUCGGUUACAUUUUUUUAAAGGGAGAACAUCUGUUCGGUUCACGUGACAAAGACAUUUACCAUAACAUAAUGGGAAAACAUCCGGUGAAUAUGAAGAGUAAUCCCAAUUUACUUCCAUACUAUAUUACUCUUCCAUUUAUGAACACUUGGUUGCUAAUACUAGAUAUUGAUGUCGAAUUGCGCAAAUAUUAUGAGGAUGACUUACUAACGAAAAUGUUGGAAUACGAUCAGAAAAAAAGAAUGAAUUCGGCAGAGGUUGUCGAACAACUGGAAUCCAUCAAGAAUAAAUUGACUGAAAAAGAAAAAGAAUUUUUCCUACUUUGUGCCGGUGACUCUUCGCCUGAUCUAGUUGGAAAAAUCAACGACUUCAUUCGCCUUGGAGUCGAUGUGAAGGCAAAGGACGAUGAUGGAAUGAAUGCGCUUCAUCAUUUGUGUAAAUCAAAUUCAAGCCCAGAUUUAAUCGACGCCAUUCAACUCUUAAUCCCACUGGGAAUUGAUGUGAAUGCAAAAGACAAUUCGGGAAGGAAUGCACUCCAUUAUUUAUGUAGAUCAAAUUCAAGUCCAAAUUUAAUUGACGCUAUUCAACUCUUAAUCCAACUGGGAAUGGAUGUGAAUGCAAAAGAUGGAAGGGGGCAGAAUGCGUCCAUUUGUUGUGCGAGUCAAAUUCAAGCCCAAAUUUAAUUGACGCCAUUCAACUCUUAAUCCAACUGGGAAAUCGUGUCAUAUCCAAAGACCACAACGCACGAACUUUUUUACUCCGUAACCGUAGGAUUAAGAACAAGGACGAAAUCCUAAAACUACUCGACGAAGCACUGUUGUAAUCUGAGCUCGCUGCUAGGCGAUGCAAUGCGCUUUGAUGACGGAAAACUAAAAUAGGCAACUGUAUCCCAUUCUGUAUUCUUUUAUCUUUUACCGCUACAAAAUUCAAAUUUCCCACUUUCGUCACUGUUUUUACACAUGUUCAAUAACUUCACUUUUAAUAUACAAAUAUGACUACAUCGCCAUUGAGGGUUGUCAAUUCAUUAUCUCUUUAGCAAAAUUGAUUGCUCCUCAUUCGACAACUUGAAAAUUGAGAAGAACAAUGACGCAAUAAAAUGAAUAAAAGUAUGUAACUCA
Messenger RNA from Daphnia carinata, 2020 nucleotides. Its product is annotated as serine/threonine-protein kinase/endoribonuclease IRE1-like. Bases 257 to 1585 code for a protein of 442 amino acids. Gene Ontology annotation, cellular component: IRE1-TRAF2-ASK1 complex. Gene Ontology annotation, biological process: protein phosphorylation; intrinsic apoptotic signaling pathway in response to endoplasmic reticulum stress; IRE1-mediated unfolded protein response. The transcript is spliced from 3 exons. NCBI's taxonomy places the organism in Eukaryota, Metazoa, Arthropoda, Branchiopoda, Diplostraca, Daphniidae. The record is from RefSeq and is a predicted model, not a curated record. Gene Ontology annotation, molecular function: RNA endonuclease activity; protein serine/threonine kinase activity; ATP binding.